Molecule: messenger RNA, 926 nt
Organism: Mytilus trossulus (common blue mussel)
Lineage: Eukaryota; Metazoa; Mollusca; Bivalvia; Mytilida; Mytilidae
Product: ganglioside GM2 activator-like
Exons: 5
Coding region: 171-737 (188 amino acids)
Biological process (GO): lipid transport; ganglioside catabolic process
Cellular component (GO): cytoplasmic side of plasma membrane
Molecular function (GO): lipid carrier activity; enzyme activator activity
Source: RefSeq, a predicted model, not a curated record
UAAGACAUUCUCGUAAGAUAUUAAAUCAUGUGAGCCCAGAUUGUCAGGUCAUCUAAGUUGAUAAAGCUUUAUCACAAUAAUAAUAAAAACAAAAAUACGAUUACACCUCAAGAGUUAUAUCAGCUCGACAGAUUGAUACUCGUUCAUAAAUUUACAACAGAAAAAUAAUUAUGUAUAUGUUCGUUUUUCUAUUAGCUAUUUGUGCUACGUUGACUUCAGCAAAAGUUCUGAAGGUUCAGAUACAAGAUGGGGAGGCUAAAACAGUCCAAUUUACCAUGAAGAAUGUUGAAAGUUUUACAUGGAAGAACUGCGGAGGUCAAGGUGCAGGAUUCGCUGAUCUGUCACUAACCCCUGAUCCUCUUCAAUUUCCAGGAACUAUACACCUCUCUGCAAAAGCAUUCAUCAAUACUACUGUCCAAGCACCUUUACCGGCUACUCUUCUCAUCGAAAAGGAGGUUGCAGGAAAAUAUAUAAAGAUUCCAUGUAUUGAUAGUUUUGGUUCAUGCACAUAUGAUGACGUAUGCGAACUAUUAGACGGAGUAACUUGUCCAGACCCUCUUGUUAAGGCUGGUAUUCCUUGCCAGUGCCCAUUCAAGCCAGCUCAGUAUACUUUACCAACAGCAGAUUUUGAAGUUGAUACGUCAUUUUUCCCAUCUGGUGGUUAUCACAUGAAGGGCAGCAUCAGUAUGAAUGGUCAGAUGACAGGCUGUUUGGACAUCUACGUUACAGUAAAUUAGUCUGCGACAGGCAAGUGAAGUGAGAACGGUUUUGAUCGAGUUCUUAAACGGAGUAACAGAGAAGAAAUAGUCCAAUGUUCAGUUAAAACAAAUGGAAAACAUGCCGCAUCUAUUCAACAAACUAUUUACAUGAUUAUUUCAGUGUCAUUGCAGUAUUAUAUAUUUUUAUUAUUAUAUUGCAUGCGUAUA